This is a messenger RNA of Synchiropus splendidus (mandarinfish), 10063 nucleotides long. RefSeq names its product pregnancy-associated plasma protein A, pappalysin 1a (gene pappaa). The transcript has 22 exons. NCBI's taxonomy places the organism in Eukaryota, Metazoa, Chordata, Actinopteri, Syngnathiformes, Callionymidae. The record is from RefSeq and is a predicted model, not a curated record. Bases 596 to 5530 code for a protein of 1644 amino acids. Gene Ontology annotation, molecular function: protein binding; metallopeptidase activity.
UAAAACACUUAGGACAGAAACUGGCUCCAAAGCGGACGACCAGCCACGACUCCUUCAAGUGCUCCAGGCAGUCAAUGAGGACCUCGCCGCUCGCCGCGCUCUGCGCCUCUCCUCAUCCUCUCCAGCCAUCUCUCCCUCAACUUUUCCACUGAGACUCUGAGGAACUUUGGAUAACCUUCUUUUUUUGCACUCGCAGCUGCCCCUCUCUCUACAAACAUGAGAGGUCGGUCUGUUGUCACUUUCCUCUGGAAUUUAAUUUGUGAAAUGUCUUGCGGAUAGGAGAGAGACCCCACGAAGACAGAGGCGGACAACUGUGGAUUUGAGAGAGUUAAAUGGGACCGAGGGGGGCACCGAGCGGACCCCCCUCUUAAUUAAUGACUUAUUCGUCAUCUGUAAUUGGGAGCAAUUGAACAGUGGGACAUGCAUGAAUCCAAUAUUCCCGUGUUCCCUGGAUGUCUCCACAGUAGUUUUGCUUAAAGAGAGGGGGGUCGUGGCUUAUCAAGAGAGAAAGCUUUAUGUCUUUUUUUGAGACACUUUCAACGCUUUCGGCCGUAAAACUAUUAUUCCUCCCGGCUUUUUUUGUAUUUUGAACAAAAUGAAACUUUGGGCAUCUCCCUGGGUGUUUUGCCUGCUGGUCCUCAUCCUGUGUUUUGGAUCAGAGUGUGGGACAGUCUGGAAACAGGCGAGAUCCAAGAGGGAGUUGGUGCGCAUCCGGGAGGCGAGAGCCACCGUCCCGGGGGCUUGUGCCACUCGGCUGCCCCGGGGCAAGCGCUCCCUGCCCGGCUUGGAGCGACGGGGACUCCGCCAGCACCGGCGCUCCUCGCACGCGGAAGAGAGCUCUCCGGAGCGGGGCCGAGCCGUGUACUUCACCGGGAGAGGGGACCAGCUCCGGCUCAAACCGGGCGUGGAGAUACCCAGAGGAAAUUUCACCCUGGAGAUGUGGAUAAAACCCGAGGGCGGUCAGCGAUCGCCCACCGUCAUCGCAGGCCUAUAUGAUAAGUGCUUCUAUGCAUCCAGUGACAGGGGCUGGCUACUUGGCAUCCGAGCAGUUAGCGAACAUGGGAAUCGAGAUCCUCGCUUCUUCUUCUCCCUCAAAACAGACCGCGCUCACAAGGUGGCCACGAUCCAUUCCAAUGCUCGCUACACGCCCAACCAGUGGGCUCAUGUGGCUGUCACCUACGAUGGCGUAUACAUGAAGCUUUUUGUCAAUGGUGCUCAAGUGGGGGUCAGCCGAGAGCAAUCCGGUGACGUCUUCAGCCACCUCACCAAAAAGUGCAAAGUGCUGAUGAUCGGAGGCAAUGCCUUGAAUCACAACUACAGGGGCGCUGUGGAGCGAGUGGAGCUAUGGAGGCAAGCCCGAAGCCAGAGGCAGAUAAUCAGAGACAUGCAUGCUCACGAAGACCCCCAAGAUCUACCUCAGCUGGUUAUCCGGGAGACAUUUGAACAUCCAGGCCGCAAGUGGCUGACAGUCAAAGAUGGUAGCUUCCCUCAACCAGAGCACAGAGGAGGUGGACGAUUUGGCAUCGGAUUACUAGACACAAGCCUGGAGCCGCCAGCUUGCGGUCAAACAAUAUGUGACAAUGUCGAGGUCAUCAAAAACUACAAUGACCUCUGGAAUUUUCGCAAACCUAAGAAAGUGCGCUAUCGCGUGGUAAACGUUUGGGAUGACUCACGAACAAAGCCGACAGUAUCAGACAACCAGAUUAACCUGCAGCACCAGCAGCUAAACGAAGCCUUCGCCCCCUACAACAUCACAUGGGAGCUCAGCAUUCACAACGUCACUAAUUCCUCCCUUCGUAACCGUUUGAUUCUUGCUGACUGUGACAUCAGCAAAGUCGGGAACGACGCCUGUGACCCUGAGUGCAGCCAUCCACUGACUGGCUACGAUGCUGGGGACUGUGUGUCUGGAUACCGCAGCCGCUGUUCGGAAAGCAAGCAGGGCAACGGUGUUUGUGACCCAGAAUGCAACUGGGAGAACUUCUUCUAUGACCUUGGCGACUGCUGUAACCCCAACGUGACGGAUGUGACCAAAACAUGCUUCAACAGAUCUUCUCCUUACAAGGCGUAUUUGGAUGUGAAAGAGUUAAAGGAGAUUCUGCGUUUGGACGGCUCGACUCACCUGAACGUGUUCUUCGCCAACUCCUCCGACGAAGACCUGGCGGGGGUUGCCACUUGGCCGUGGGACAAAGAGGCGCUCACACAUUUGGGUGGAAUUGUCCUGAACCCAUCUUUCUAUGGAAUGUUUGGACACACGGACACCAUGGUUCACGAGAUCGGUCACAGUCUGGGGCUGUACCACGUGUUCCGAGGCAUUUCCGAGAUAGAGUCUUGUAAUGACGCGUGUUUGGAGACAGAGCCUUCAUUGGAGACCGGAGACCUGUGUGCGGACACCAACCCAACGCCCAAAUACAAAGGCUGUCACGAUCCCGGACCAGGCAAUGAGACCUGUGGUUCUCAGCAUUUCACACACACGCCCUUCAAUAACUAUAUGAGUUAUGCAGAUGACAGCUGCACUGACUCCUUCACUCUGAACCAGGUGGCUCGGAUGCACUGCUACCUGGAUUACAUAUACCAGACCUGGCAAUUGGCCUCCAAACCUCCACCAGUGCCAAUGCCUCCCCAAGUGGUUGAGCAACAUCAUAACUCCAUCACGCUGGAAUGGUUUCCGCCCAUCUCUGGACACUUUUAUGACAGAGAAGUGGGAUCAGUGUGCGAUAAAUGCACAGAGGGGAGAGUUCUGUUGCAGUAUGCCUCCAACUCUUCAUCACCUAGGCCCUGUGCUCCAUCGGGACACUGGUCGCCACUCGAGGCUGAAGGUCCACCAGAUGUGGAGCAAGCAUGCGAGCCAAGCGUACGUACCUGGAGUCCAAACGCUGGCAUUGAACAAGGCAAAGUGGGCAUUUCCGAGUGCCCAAUCCAAGGCUGCAUGCUCCAGCUGGAGUUCCCUUAUCCACUGGUGCCUGACUCCCUAACCGUGUGGGUCACUUUCUUCAGUCCGGACGAAACUGCACUGCCAGCUAUCCAUAACAUACUGCUGCUAACCGUCAGCGGAAACAACAUCUCGCUGGGCCCCAGCAAUGUUUUCUGCGACACCGCGCUGACGAUAAAGCUGGACGUGGAGGAGGAGGUUUAUGGGGUUCAGUUUUUCACCAUGGAGCAACACCUCGAGAUCGAUGCCACUCUCUUGGCAUCCAAAGCAGACUGUGCGAUCUGUCGGCAUUGCCAACCUCUACGCUACCGCCUGCUGCGGCAACCUCCCUUCACUCAUUCUCCUCAUGGUAUCGUUUUCAACGAACCAAUUCGCCGGUAUACAGACAGGGAUGUAGUGCCUCAUGUCGCAUACACCUAUCAAGUCCAAACCCUGUCGACCCGGAGUGAGAGUGAGGUGUCCCCUCCUCUGGUGCACAAACUCGGGGGACCCUUCUGUGGAGAUGGUCGCAUCCAAAGUUCCAAAGGCGAGGAGUGCGAUGACAUGAACACGUUGAACGGCGAUGGCUGCUCCUGCCAGUGCAAGAAGGAGCCCUUCUUCAACUGUAUCGAGGAGCCAAGCAUUUGCUACUACUACGAUGGUGAUGGUGUUUGUGAGGACUUUGAGAGGGAGACAGGUGUGAGGGACUGUGGUCUUUACACUCCCAGUGGCUUCCUGGACCAGUGGGCCUCGGCCGUUGAAGUCUCACAUGAAGAGAAGCCCUAUUGCUCUGGUGAGGUAGCAGCUGGUUACCCCGCUGUCACCAAGACAUGUCAGUCCAAGGUGUUUGAUCUGUCCGAUGGAGUCUCACAGUACGCAUGGUUCCCCUGUCGCGAGGCGCACAAGACAUCCUGGGGAUAUCCUAACUACUGGCUCAAAGCUCAUUUCUCGCAUCCCAUGGUGGCAGCGGCGGUCAUUAUUCACCUGGCUGCUGAUGGGACCGGCUACAUGGACCAGACCCAGUGUAACAUCACUGUCCAGCUGGUGGACACAAAAGAGGGCAUCCACAGUCUAGGUGACUGGCGCCUGAGCUGUCGCACGAAUCCCCUUGUCAUUCCUGUCAGUCACGACCUGUCGGUGGCAUUCUACCACACCAAGGCCAUACUGGUUAUAUUUGCCAACCACCGUGUGGCCAUCUCUGGCGUGGGCCUGCGCUCAUUCCAGUCAUUCGAUCCCAUCACAAUAAGCGGUUGCCAGAGCAACGAGAUCUAUAACCCCACAGGCCAAAGUUGUGUACAUUAUUCGUGUGAGGCCAUCGACUGCCCGGAACCCCUAAUCCGCAAUGCAGAGCUCAAAUGCAGUAGCCCUGGCCAUCACUUCUACAACGGAGACCGCUGCACCAUCUUCUGCAACUCUGGAUAUGUCCUGCAAGUCCACCAGGAUGAUGACAUCAUCAAAAGCCAGUCGGACUCUAUGGUGACCAUCACGUGUGCAAACGGCAAAUGGAACAAACAGGUGUCGUGCGAACCGGUAGACUGUGGCCUGCCUGAUAAGUACCAUGUCCAUCCUGCCAACUUUGACUUCCCGGAGGGCACUACUUAUGGCAAGAAGAGCAACUUCCAGUGUCGUGAGCCUGCGCAGCUUGUAGGCACCAACAACACCCUGACCUGCCUAGAAGACGGUCUGUGGUCAUUCCCGGAGGCCCUCUGUGAGCUCCGUUGUCCGGCGCCCCCUCCAGUACCAAACGCCGUGCUUCAGACCAAGCGCUGCAACGAGACCGGUCUGAAAGUGGGAACCUUCUGCAAGUACAAGUGUAAACCAGGCUACCACGUCACAAACAAACCCAAGAGGCGUGCCUUCAAGCGCCAGUGCACAGAAGAUGGCAGCUGGCUGGAAGGAGCAUGUGAACCAGUGACCUGUGACCCCCCACCUGACAUCUUCCACGGCUCCUAUCACUGCACUGACGGCUUUCGCUUUGACAGCGUCUGCAAACUCAACUGUUCGGAACCUGCCGGUAAUAGUGCUGCUGUGGCCACGGGAGGCUCCGCCCAUACGGUGAGGCUGCUGCACGCUCCAUGCAAGCAGGCCUCCAAUGUGAUCCGCUGCAGGAAGGACGGAAACUGGACAGGGUCAUUCCGCCUGUGCCCACAUAGCAAGGGCCAGUGUUCCUUACCUCAAAACCUCCACUACAGCCUGCAGUACUCGUGCAAACGUGGACACGGAAUAGGUGAAGAGUGCGAGCUGACGUGCAGGGAGAACAACAACGACGUGGUUAUCCUCCCUAGCAACAUGACAGUCGAAAGUGUACUUAAAGAGCACUGGAGGAACCCUCACAAAGUCAAGAGUAUUGUCUGUACCAUGGGACUGAAGUGGUAUCCACACCCAGAGCUGCUGCAUUGCAUCAAAGGAUGUGAGCAGCCUUUCAUGGGUGACAACUACUGCGACUCAGUCAACAACCGAGCCUUCUGUCACUAUGAUGGAGGGGACUGCUGCCAGUCAACCGUCAAGACCAAGAAGGUCAUCCCAUUUCCCAUGUCCUGCGACAUAAAGGAUGAAUGCUCAUGUCGGGAUCCAAACGCUAUAGAGAACAAAAAGGAGGAACAUGUCCAUUCCCUGGGAUGACCAACCUCAGAGGGACCUCUGCUCAGCGUCCCAGGACCUUUGCUCCGACACCACACAGCCAGAGCGGUCAAGGCAGACCACCUCCUCCCUCAUCCUCGUCUCGGCCUCCAGUUUCCUGCACAUGCUGCUUACCGGGCAUACCUCUUCAUCCAUACCCCAAAGUAGCCUCCACAUCACAUGAAGAAAAGAUGAUGGGACUCCAUGGACUUAAUUUCUCUCCAAGCUUCAAGGAAAGCAAGCUCCAUCAUUAGACAUGCAUAUGUAGCCAGAAGAAGAUGAAAAAAAAUGAAAUAAAAUAACUUAAAAAAAAUAUUUUUAUGCGCGCAAACAAAAACAGACAAAAAAUAGAAACAGUAAUGUAGCCGAGCCUUAGGUAGCAUGCCGUUUGUUCACUUUUGUGCUGGCUUAAAUGUCUUACUAGUGACCUAGCUCCACGAUGAAACAAACCAAAGGUACAUGGAAAUGUGCUAGCGCUGGGAAUCGUGUCGUUUCGCAGCUAUGAAGGUCAUCAGGACGAAUUUGUCUUCGAAAGCAGGCACUUUCGCAGGACUGGUCUCUAUCUAUUCCAACUUAGAAACGGUGAACAACGUCAGGGGACACACUUGGCUUGGUGGGGAAUCAUGCAGCCACAUUGUUUUCGUCGAAAGACUGACAUUAAAAUGCACAGAAAGUCUCCUUCAAACUCAUCGCGUCAUCCGAAAGCCAUUUUGUACAAAAUUCUGAAUGCAUAUUUAAACGAGUAAAGCAUGGCUCGUGCUACCAUGUUUGCUGCUACGUGCCAUCACCACAGAGAAUCGGUUUAUACAGCUUUGUCUGCCUUGCUGCUUUCAGAGUAUCCAUCCACAUCUGCAUGUCAGUACAACCUGUAUACCUUUAUACGAAAAAUCUUGACUGAUGCACUUAACUCGAAACACCUGAAAAACCUCAUGAGUUAAUCCCAAACGCUGAAGAAAAGUUGUAUUUUGAUCAUCACGACCGAAAGAAUGUCAUUGUAAAGACCUCACUUUGGGCUUGGUUGAUGUUUUUCCUCAUGCACUUACCUCGAGUCACCACUCCCCUGAACAAUAUCCUCUGCUCCAGACACACACAAUGUAGCCAACGGAAUAUAGCACAUAAUGGAUAGCUGGCUGUGCAUUUCAGAUUGAAGGAUUUCAUGGCUGAAGUUAUGGAAGUCAAGCCCACAUUGUGAGUUAGGGCAACUACUAGGUGUAAUGAUGGAAAAAGAAAGCUCAAAAACUGGUCAGAGCUGACUAGUUCACACUUUUUGUCUCAUAAGCAACACAAAAAUGUAGAUUUAGCCAAUAACUCCGGCAUAAAUAUCAUGGGUUAGCAACCUUUAUUUUCUCAAAUUGACUCUUUCAAAGUUAAAUCGGCGAAUCUCAAGGGAGCUGCUCAUAUACAUUUACACAUUUACCUUCAGUCAUUUGUGAAGUUACACACCUUUUUGUUAAAAACCAAAUUGGCAGUUAAACAUUUUUAAUUCCCCUCAAUAUGUCUUCCUCCUGGCCUGAUGCAUUAGCUAACCACAGUUGGCAUUUUCAGAACUAAAUUUAGCCAGCUGAGUGUGAACUAACCCCAGUGAUACUUUGCAUUUUUCAGAUGUGACAAAUAGCAAGAACAUUCUCAUUGACAAACUUAUGUUUUGGAUUCCACAUUGGUGUCUCCAAAUUACAUUUAAAAAAAAAAAAAAUCAUGCAAAAAAACUACACUCACAUCAGAAAGCAAGCUUCAUUGGUUCGCAAAUUUUUGAUGAUUUAUUAUGGAGUUUGACGUCUCAAAAUGAUAGUAUUUCUGAAAGAAUGAAAUGGACAAAACAAACGGCUAAUGUCUCAAACUUGACAUGAGAUUAAUAUCGUAUACGGAACGUCUUGGCAAGAUAUGACGAUAUGAUUGAACAAAGCAGCAGGAAGCUGGACUUUGUUUUUAAAGCCCAAACAUUGUCGGGUACCUUUGCCGAAGUCGUUGUUGACUCUGGGACGGACCGUAUGCUUCCACAAAACAAGGUUCUCAUAUAGUGUUGUGAGUGCUGCCGAGCCACUGUUCAGCCGCGGCACACAAGGAUGUGGGGGGCAUUUGAGCGAGCUUGAAAGAUGAAGCGUCUUUACAGUUACACUUUUGUCUUGACACACCGAUGAUGGAGGGAGCAUACUUUCCCAUAAGCCAUAUCCAGCAAAGAUAAGAAAAACACGGAUGAGGACUCCAUACUGUAUUCACCACAGGAUCCCUUGCUGUACCUCAUGCCUGUAAUGUUUGCUGCUUCUAUAUUUUUUGGUAUAUUAGUGAAAUAUUUUUGCGUCUCAUAAGCAUGGUGUAUAUAGUAGAACUAUUUAUUGAGAGUGUUAUACUUUUUUUUUUUUUUUUAAGUUAUAUUCAAUGUCCAUGUAAGUUAUUUUUUUACAUUGUUCUUACAAAGUUGUGAGGCAAAUCUUGUUCACCUUGGGAGGCCUGGAUGGCCAUCCCAGGGGACGGUCAAAUGAAGAUGUGUAAAUGAGUGAAUCCUUUACAAACCGGAAUGUAAAAGUCUUCUUUCAGCUACGCGCAGCAAUUCUAAUGUGUAUAGAUGCAUCAGCCAACGGUUUAGUGCAUAUCACAGCAAGCAAAGAUACAGUAUAUGUACACAGCCGUCCACAGACAGGAGGAAAAAACAUAGAUGAAGGAAGUCAUGUUCAACAGGUGAUGGUCUGAAUAUUGAAGGCGCGCAGAAGGAGAGGCAGGGACGGAAGGGCUGCUUUUCCUGGCCCGGAUCACUAUUUGCCCAGGUGUGAGGUGUGUACUCACAUCGGCCCAGUUCGCCCGACGAGUCAGUGUUUCUCCCCCGGGGUGGCAGCCAUCCCUCUCGGGGAGACUGGGCUCAAGACCUUCCCCUCCUCAACACACUGCCUCAUCUCUCACUGUCAGAUUUAACUGUACAGUCAAUCCAGUGUCCAGCUGCUACUGUGGAAAAGAGAGAGAGACGCAGAGAUAGAGAGCGCUUGUGUAGCUUUUCAACGUUGAUAGAAAAGAACGUUACCCUCUUCACCUAAAGCUCUCCGUCUUCAAGGCCAUUCCACUUUUAUUUUAAAAACAUGUCAACAUUAACCAUCGGAGCAAAGCCGGUUCUCAAAAUUUUCGGGUGAAAAUAGAAGUUGAAUGGCCGCAAUGGAUUUUUUUUUUUAUUCCUGAAAUGUGGAGUAUUUUUGCUGAUAUUUUGUGCUCUCUUCAGGCCUCCAAACAAAACAGCCACCUUCUCCAUUGGUUGCUAAAGUUGUUCAUCAACAUCAGUGAAGGCCACUGCCACAUUCAAGUUACUCGUCCACAGCUGACAAAAAAAAAAGCUUCAUUCUAGGGUUUUAUUUGUCAUGUUUUCACAAAGAAAUCAAUACAAAAACUUGUCAUGAGAAGGCAAAAUCAUUUCCGACAGGCUUCGAUUCCUCCCGACAUUUUCCACCAGCUACUUGUGUGUCUGAUUUAACACCUGCUUGUCGACAACCAGGUCAGGUGUCAAGUCUUUGCAAAGAAAUGGGGAGAGUUUUAGACUUAAAAAAAAAAGAAAAAAAACACAAAAAAUCGAGCGAUUGAUAGUUUGAUUGUUGUGGAGAAAAAUACUGAUGUGCCAUCAUGUUGUAAGACAUUUUCUUUGUGUAUUGUAACACAAAAGUACCUCUCACAGACCUCUGGUUCUAGAACGGUCCACUUAUGUCUGUUUCCUCAAUGAAAAGGUGAAAUGUCCUUUUUAUCUAAGUGGGAAGAAGAAAAAAAAAGUGUAUUUACAUAUUACGUGGAUAUCUAGACGUAUUACUGCGAUGUUUCGUACCCAAUUGCUCAACAAAUAUAUUUUAAGAUGUAAAUAGUAAUAUUAUAUGAUGAUUGUAUUUGCAAUUACUAACUGUUUGAGAGUUGCUCUUGGAUUGAUUUUUAUCAUAACUAAUAUACAAAGAGAUAAAUAUAUGUUGUGCAUCGUGUCAAAGUAUCACCUGCAAGACAGAAAAAAACAACAAAAAAAAAAACAAGACAAAACAGAAGAAAACAUUAAAAAAAACCUGUGAUGCUUUGCCACACCACUCGCUGUCGGCUUUUCUUUGUCCUUAAAGUAGAAGCACUGUUGUCAGCAACCAAACAUAUUCAGCCUAUUAAAUGUCACCAAAAGAAAAAAGGGGAUUUUCGUUUUAUAUUCUUGGCUCCAUAAUAUUGGGGAGACCCUUUUUUUUUUCCUGUCACCUUCGCUACUUACAGCUGUGUAUUAAAGUCGCGGCCCCUUCAGGUUCGCAGAGGAUCUCACCAACACUGUAAAAGUAGCCCGUCCCUCCCUGACGGCCUCAUCUCUCUCUUUGGUUGUUUGCACUUUUACAGGCACAUAAACAACAGGUCGGUUAUUUGUGUUUCCAGUUUCUUUCACAGUUGCCAUUAUCUAUAUUUUUGGUGCUCUGGUACAUGGCAAAACAUGUCUGAUGUGUGCUAUAUUUUCAUAAGGAUGAGUCAUAAAGAUGAGUAUUAUGUUCAUUUUUGCUGUCAUUUAUUGUGUAGAAAUAAAAACACUGGUUAAAGUGAACAUAA